This is a messenger RNA of Myzus persicae (green peach aphid), 2180 nucleotides long. RefSeq lists its product as uncharacterized. The transcript has 2 exons. Bases 121 to 2058 code for a protein of 645 amino acids. The record is from RefSeq and is a predicted model, not a curated record. Lineage: Eukaryota; Metazoa; Arthropoda; Insecta; Hemiptera; Aphididae.
GUCAUCGUCCUUAGUUCAAUAUGUCUGAUUAAGCUCCACUACCGUUCAAUGGACAUUCCCCUAUGAUCUACAACACAGCCAACGUUUCUCAUCUCAUGCAGUGUCCGAUUAGUUAACAAAAUGUGGACAACAAUGAAAACAUAUUCCAUGCAUGAUGAAGAAGAUAUUGAUGAAAUAUUAUUAAACAUUAAGAAUGAAUUUAACAACGUUUUUGAGUUUAAUAGGAAAAGUAUUCAAAAUUCUAACACGAGAACUAUAACCGGUAUGGAUUUAAUUUUGCUCAAAGCAAAUCUUACUCCAUUACAAAUUCAAAAAACAAACUCUUCAAAAUCUCUGUUAAGAAAAAACAGUAAAAAGUAUUUUGUAAGUUGUAUAAACAUCAAAAACAAUAAGGGUGAAUACUUCAGUUCAUUAGUGAAUAAUUUAUGUGAAAAUGAUAGAAUAGUUUUAAUUAAUGGAGUUGUUCUUAAACAGUUUACUAUUUGCAAUUCUAACAAAUUAACUGUUUUAGUCCGACCACAAGACCACUCUUCAGUUAUCUUAUUUAAAUAUAAACAUUUGUUAGAAAAAUCGAAUUCCAUACUUGAAAAAAAUCUUUCACUAUUAACUGGUUCUGGUGUUUAUUCAAUAUUUGGAAAUAUUAAAAAAAUCGUAAGGUUUAAUGAUGAUGAUGAGGUACUAUCAUUAACAUUACUAAGUUGUGAUAAAUCCAAAUUAAAAACCCUCAAAUAUUCUCAUUUUGGUAGUGGAUACAAAAAUAUAAAUAAAGAAACAGCAUCUGGGGUAAAAUAUGAUUUUUGUUCAAACAGAGUUGAUAUUUUAGUUAAAACCCCAAGUAACGAUUUUAAUUCAUUGUCACUUAAUCAACGAAUAAGCUUAAACGAUGUUAAAGUUGAAAAUAUUAAUGAUUCAGACAUAUUUUUACUGCAUAUGAAUGGAUAUAGUCAUAAUAUUAAAGCUGAUCCAAUAGAAACUGGUAUUGUAAAUUCUCUUCGACCUCCUACUAGACAUUUUUCAAUACCAAGUGAAUUAAAACAUGCGACUAAGCUUAAAUUGAAAAAAAUGUCCAAUGAUGUCAAAUUAGUUUUAACUGAUAAUAUUCAGGAGCUGAAUACAAAUAUUUCUCCGUUGGAAACAGAACGUUUAAAUGUUCAACAAUGUGAACAUAAUAAUAUACAAUUUGUAAAUUUGUCUGAUGAUGAUGAUGAUGAUGAUGAUGAUGAUGAUAUUGUUAAUUUGUCACCGUGUCAAGAUUUUUUAACAUCUACACAGAUUAAGAAAAAGGACAAUUAUGUGCACAGCAGUGCUGGUUCACUUGGCAAAAAAAAAGUUGAUAUUAUUGAUGACAAUUCAUUACCUAUCAAACAUUUAAGAUCAGAUAAUGAAGUCCAAAAGUGUAAUGAAAACUCAUUACUCACUUCAUCAAAUAAAGAUACCUUUUUGCAAAGAAACACUUCACCAAGCUCUUCCACAGAUGGUUCAUGUUCACCUAGUUUCUUUAACAGUCAACCAGAAACAUCAACAUUAAAUCGAGAAACUCAAUCAAAUAAUUUUAAACUGAAUAAUGUAAAUGAACCCACACAAUGUAUAGGUCCUUGUAGACUUAUACAUACUGUACCAAACAUAUUUGAUAAUAAUGAAAUUGUUAGUGGAUACUGUACAAAAUGCAACGCAUUUAUUCAGAAAUGUUACCUCAAAUCUAUAACUCAAUCUUCAAAAGUGGAGUACAAGUGUCCUACAUGUUUUAGUAUUGUACAUCUUACAUUUUUUUUUAUGAUGAAUUUCCUUUAUGGAAAAAAUGAUUCACAAGCUAUAGAAGUAUGCUGUUAUGAUAAAAACGCUGAACGUAUUAUUGGAAAGAUUUUAAAGAUAAAAAUGAUGAAUAUUGAAGAAUAUUUAUCAAACCAAAAUAAUAGGCAAUUAGUUAUAAAUUCCAUGAAAUCUCUCAUAAAUAAUAGAACAAAAGUUAAUAUAAUUGUUUGUCUUUCACCAGACGAUAACAAAAACAUACUUCUGGGAUUAGACACAAAAUAUGUUGUUACAACCCCUACACAAUAAACAAAAUUAUUAUUUUCUGCUUAUUUAUUUUAUAUUGCUAUUGUAAUUUGUACAUAACCCUUAUAAUUUUUUCAUAAUGUUUAUUAAUUGUAUUAUAUUAAUUGUAUAUUGUGUGAUUUAAG